CGUGGUCCGGCGCCCCCAGGCGGAGGCGCCGGGCGGAACCGCGUCCGCACUGGCUGCCGCCGCUCCUGCCGGGUGAGUACUGGGCUGCGGCGGGACGCUCGGGGUCGUCGGAGGCCCGGAGCAGAAGGGACCCACACGGCCCGCGAGGCCCCGAGGAGCGGGGCCGACGGCGGGUGGGCCAAGGACCGCGUCCUCCCCGCCCCGCGCAGCGACAGGCCGCCAGCUCCAGCUCUCCUUCCUCUGGACCCCGCCCAUGCCCUAGGAUCCAGCAGGGAGAAGAAGGCAAUGGCUGCUGGGCCUCUGCCACUGAGAGCUCAGUUUCAGGAGUCUGACAUUCGUGGAUGUGUCUGUGGAUUUCACUUAGGAGGAGUGGACUCCUCUAGAUUCUGCCCAGAGGAACUUGGAUGGGAAAGUGAUGCUGGAAGACUACAGGAACCUGGUUCCGCUGGCCAGGCUCACUGUGGAGGAAAGAGAAGAAAGAGCAAGAACUGAAAGAAGUCAGAGCUAGAGUGCCUCUGAUUUACUUACCAAAGAAGGGACUUGAGAGUAUUUGCAAGAACAGAGAGGAGAAACUAAAGACCCAGAAAAGCAGAGCAAGAGAUGGAGCCCAGAAAACAUGAUGGUGUGCAAACUCUGCAUCUUGUUCUUCCCAUAUUUUCUCCGAUGUCACUGCCAGAUGAAGCUACCGUUUAAUCUUAACCUGUCUGAUGCCAGGACAAGAAAGUAUCGAUGGAGCGCUAUGCUCUGCUCUUCCCCAGGCAUCAUCUGAUUCAUUCAUCCCAACAAUCCUACGGGUGCCUGGCUCAAUAAAUACUUAAUGAAUGAUUUACUGUGUUCAGAAGAUCCGGCUGCUCGACAGAUAAUGCACUGUAAGUGGCAAAUACUGGGAGACAAGACUUGAAACUAAAGAAUUAACUACAAAGACCAACAUUACUGAAGAUUUAUCCUGUGGGGUCAUAAUGGAAAAAGGUGUCUGGCAUUCUUCUUUAGGGGAAAUGUGGGAACCUGAUCAUUGGUUAGAGGGGCAACAGAAAAACCAGGAUAGACAUCUGAGUCAAGUGGCAGUUACCCAUAAGGAAACCCUCACUGAGAGGGCAGCAUGUGGAAAUGAUGAUUUUGAAAGAUGUUCAAGUCAGGGUUCAAUCCUUGAUACACAACAAAGUAUUCCUGUGGGAAAAAGACCCCAUAAUUGGAAUUCAUAUAGAAAAGACACUAAACAAAACUCUGAAUUAAUUAAAACUCAAAGAAUGUUAGUAGGAAAGAAAAUCUAUGAAUGUAGUGAAUGUGGGAAAGCCUUCAGCCAGAGUUCAUCCCUUCUUAAGCACCAGAGGAUUCAUACAGGGGAGAAACCCUAUAAGUGUAAUGUAUGUGGGAAGCACUUCAUUGAACGCUCCUCCCUUACUGUACAUCAAAGAAUUCAUACUGGAGAGAAACCCUACAAAUGUAAUGAAUGUGGGAAAACCUUCAGUCAGAGCAUGAACCUUACUGUUCAUCAAAGAACUCAUACUGGAGAGAAACCCUAUCAGUGUAAAGAGUGUGGAAAAGCUUUCCGUAAGAACUCAUCCCUUAUUCAACAUGAAAGGAUUCAUACUGGAGAGAAACCCUACAAAUGUAAUGAAUGUGGGAAAGCUUUUACCCAAAGUAUGAAUCUUACAGUGCAUCAAAGAACUCAUACAGGAGAAAAACCCUAUGAGUGCAAUGAAUGUGGAAAAGCCUUCAGUCAAAGCAUGCAUCUUAUUGUACAUCAAAGAAGUCACACUGGAGAAAAGCCCUAUGAAUGCCGUGAGUGUGGAAAAGCCUUUAGCAAGAGCUCAACUCUUACCCUGCAUCAGCGUAAUCACACUGGAGAAAAACCCUACAAAUGUAACAAAUGUGGGAAAUCCUUUAGCCAAAGUACAUACCUUAUAGAACAUCAGAGACUCCAUUCGGGAGUAAAACCUUUUGAAUGUAAUCAGUGUGGAAAAGCUUUCAGUAAGAAUUCAUCUCUUACUCAACAUCGGAGAAUUCAUACUGGAGAGAAACCUUACGAGUGUAUGGUAUGUGGAAAACACUUCACUGGACGUUCAUCCCUUACUGUACAUCAGGUUAUUCACACUGGAGAGAAACCUUAUGAAUGCAAUGAAUGUGGAAAGGCUUUCAGCCAGAGUGCAUACCUUAUUGAACAUCAAAGAAUUCAUACUGGUGAGAAACCCUAUGAAUGUGAUCAGUGUGGAAAAGCCUUCAUUAAGAAUUCAUCUCUUAUAGUGCAUCGGAGAACUCACACAGGAGAGAAACCCUAUCAGUGUAACGAAUGUGGAAAAGCAUUCAGUCGGAGUACAAACCUGACACGACAUCAGAGAACACAUACAUGAGGAAAGCUUUCACUGGGUCCUGCACCAUGAUUAAACUCUUCAGUGAUAAUCAGACAUGUCAAGCAAUGUAGAAACCCAAUAAAUGUGGCAACUGUAGCAAUCUUUUGGUUGAUGGAUUAUGUACUCAAUCAGAUACUACAGAACACUGCAGAGAAACCACAUACAAGCAGGGAAAUCUUAAUCCAGAAAGCAAAAUUUGUAUCAGAAGGUUUAAGUAGGUAAUGAUGAUUUGUGCUGAAGGUAAGUCCUGUUGUAUCAUACUGCAGAUACUUUGGACAUCAGAGACUUUACGUUGGAGAAAGAAUGUGGGAGUGCUUAACAGGACAGCCCAAAGACCUGGUACACAGUACUGAUCAGCCACUAACUUGGACAAGUCACCACUUUCACCAGGUCACAGUGUCCUUAUUUAGUAAACGAGGGAAUUUCGAUUUGGAAGGUCUCCAAGAUCCCUAUUAGCUCUAAAAUGCUAUAAAGCUGUAAAUAUACUGAAUGCUGGGAGAUCCUUGAUCUUUUAACACAUCAUAUAUGUUAUCUAGAUGCUCCUUUUCCACUAUCUAGUUUCCUUGGAUACUUUGAGUUAAAAUUCUCUACCUCUCCCAAAUCCUAUUAUCCUUCCAUGUCGGUCCUCCUCCCCCUGCAUUAUUUUCUCCCCUAAAAUAUAGGUGGUUGCUACCAGGCAAUGGAAUACACAAAUCUUAAUGCAA
Molecule: messenger RNA, 3055 nt
Organism: Manis pentadactyla (Chinese pangolin)
Lineage: Eukaryota; Metazoa; Chordata; Mammalia; Pholidota; Manidae
Gene: ZFP2
Product: ZFP2 zinc finger protein
Exons: 6
Coding region: 960-2351 (463 amino acids)
Biological process (GO): central nervous system development; regulation of transcription by RNA polymerase II
Cellular component (GO): nucleus
Molecular function (GO): DNA-binding transcription factor activity, RNA polymerase II-specific; RNA polymerase II cis-regulatory region sequence-specific DNA binding
Source: RefSeq, a predicted model, not a curated record